Molecule: messenger RNA, 857 nt
Organism: Phaedon cochleariae (mustard beetle)
Lineage: Eukaryota; Metazoa; Arthropoda; Insecta; Coleoptera; Chrysomelidae
Source: the annotation of a GenBank genome assembly
GUUCAGCAAUAAUAAUAUUGGAUCCUGUUCAAUAUUUUCAAUGGAAAGGAAAAAUGUUAUUCGUCCUCUUGAUCGGAGUAAUAAGUUCUAUUGAUGGCGCUUCUAUAGUCAAUGGGAAUCAUAAGGCAACUGAGCCAAGAUUGGGUGAUAUACCGUUUCAAGCUGGGCUCAUGCUGCGUAUCAACCAAUCAUAUUUGACAAUUUGUGGUGGAAGCUUGAUACAUCCGAGAUGGGUUUUGACAGCUGCCCAUUGCUUAGAGCAAGAUGGUCAAUUUUUUCCCACUAAAUCAAUGUAUGUGGCACUCGGAAGCAUUUACACCGAUGGCAAAGGCGCUCAAAAGAUUCAAGCCGAGACAUUGGUCAUCAACAAGAAAUAUUUCGAAUCUGGUGGCGGAUAUGAUAUUGGAAUGAUCAAGUUGAAGACGAAUGCAAAACUGACCAGAAAUGUCAAACUAGUUCGAAUUCACACUAAUAAUGACGAAUCUUUAGUUGGGAAAACCGCAUACCUGACAGGAUUUGGCAUCAUCAAUGAUUUUAAUCAACAACCGAUAAGAAUGAGAAAAGCUACACUGCACAUAGAUUCUCCAGCAAAGUGUCUGAUGAGCUCCUCACCGUAUCCAGAAAUUUGUUGCACUUCGACAAUAGUCGAAGGAAAAGCUUGUAGAGGCGAUAGCGGUGGCCCUCUAACAGUCAUCCAGAACGGAAGAUACCUCCAAGUAGGAAUAACUAGUCAUCUAUCUGUGCUACCAUUCUGCAGAAUAUCUUUCAAUAAUUCUGUAUACACACGGGUAUCGGCCUACAUUGCCUGGAUAUCCAAAGUCACCGGUAUAGAUUUUGCCAAAUAUAACCCAAAUUGA